Messenger RNA from Aspergillus candidus, 2924 nucleotides. RefSeq lists its product as uncharacterized. The record is from RefSeq and is a predicted model, not a curated record. Lineage: Eukaryota; Fungi; Ascomycota; Eurotiomycetes; Eurotiales; Aspergillaceae. The coding region runs from base 340 to 2697 and encodes 785 amino acids. The transcript has 5 exons. Gene Ontology annotation, biological process: eisosome assembly.
CCCACCCACCCAAUCAAUCCUCUCAGCCUUACGCCCGUCGAUCGAGUUCGUUCCACCCCGAGAACCCGAUCUGAUCGUGAUCUGAUCAUUCGGCAGGUAGCAUCCGUGGAUCGUGGAGCCCUGUAACCAACUACGUCAGAGACAAUUUGACUCGGAUCCAAACUUCUGCAUCGUCCUUCCCAGAGUUUAACCCUACACUACCCUUUCUUCAGGCCAGUUCCUUUUCAUGUCAUCAUCCCGCCGCCGCCCUCUCGCUCUCUUUCCUUUCUCUUCGCAUCUCCAGGAUAUGACUGUCGCCGUUGAGAGUCAUCAUCUACCACUCCCCGACGUUAUCUUAUCAUGGCCACUGUCGAACAGCCUCCUGUUCAGCGCAUCCCGCGUUCCCGGUCAGCCCGGUUAGCAGAUCAAGCUGCGACAGCUGCGCUUUAUGUGACGCACCCAGAGCGCAGGCUAUCCAUCCGUGAACCCGCGGCGACAGCCGAUACCGAACAACUCAGCAUCAAAGCGACAGGGUCCCGUCCCAGCUUCAGUCAUGCCUCGGCGGUCGCUGCUCUGACCCAUGCUAGGAAUAGACAACUCGAGAAGCAGGCAAUUCCUGACGUUCAGGCCCAUCGAGGCUCGUUGGAUGGAACCAGCGAGCAUGGUUAUAAGGCUGCGUUGCAUGCCGUCCGAGAGGGUCGCCCCUCCGGAUCAGUCGACCUGGGCAGAGGCAUGUCGGUGACAGACCAAAGGGUCGAAGCCCAGCGUGGUCCAGCCCAGAAGGGAAGAGCCAUAAAUGCUGCAUCGGGGGCCUUCAAGAGCAGGAACAGGGCUGACUCUGCACCGUCUGACGCGCCGCGUCGCGUGUCGUUCGCUGAAGAUAGCGAGGCUCCUGGUGACAUCGGUCAUUCGAUAGGAGUAGGUAAGCUCGAUCGAGUGGCGAGUAACAACGCCCGGCUGUAUACUGCUUCUCCGCCUGUCGCUCCCGAGGUGGAAGAGCAGCGCAAGAAAAGCGUCGUGCAGGCCGCUGCGAUAUCAAUGGCGCAGGAGAUGUACCAGAUUACAGGACCAACGGGUGAGGGCGGGACUGGAGCGCCUCGGAAACAAUCCGGACCGUUGCAGCAGGCGAUAAAUCUGCAGGAGACGGCUCAGAGGAUUGCUGCAGAGAAGUUGGCUGCCAUGCAGGAUGAUAAUGCACUCUAUCGAGAGUACUAUGCUAUUAAUAAGGAGGAAGCCCGUUCCGACAUUCCAACGCGGAGGCGGAGACUCUCUGUGGAUUCGGACAGCACCUCGGGGUUCGACGUGGACCGGUCCAGGGAGAUCAGAUUUCAGAUGUCCAGUCUGCGGUCGAGACUCGACGCAGUGGACGAAAAGCGAGAGACUGACCGGUCUAUGCUACUGGAAGCUGCGAGGAGAAACGUGGACGCAAAAAUGAGGGAUAUGGAAAUGCGUGUCUAUGCUGAAACCGGCCGUGCGCCGCCCUCCAUGCAGAGAGAGUGGGAGGAUGCGGCCCUGAUGCGUGCCCGAAAGGAUGUCCUGGGCGGAGAGACCGAGUCGAUCUACGCAGACAAAGUCGAUCUCGGGGCCAAGAAGUACAUGGAUAUGGCCGAUAUUGAGGCCGUUGCCCGCUCGAGGUUGCAGCCCACCCUGAACGAAAUCACAGAUCGUGCGGAGGGCCAGAGGGCCAGGGAGUUGGAGAAACGCCUGGAUGAAGAAGAAAGGGAAAGAUAUGAAGCCAUCUACCGCGAGCGCGAGGCCGAGCUGAGAGCCGAAGAAAAAGAACAGAAAGCCUAUAUGAAAUACAACUCGAAGAACAUGGAGGAGAAAUCUUGGCCAUGGAGGAGAAAAUCCAGACAAGACGAGCAAGCAGCCUUCGCUUCCGGUGCAGUCUCAGGGUAUGGUGGCGCGGAGGCUAAGUCCGAGUCCAAGUUCAAAUCCUGGUUUAGGGGCAAGCGUGGUUCCCGUUCUAGCGUGACCGCGCCUGAUACUUCGAGGGAGACUGGACCGGCACAGGAGCCAGUCUCGAGCGCCGUCGGUGGAGAGAACCCUAUUGAAAAGACCACCGAAGAGCCCGCUGCCGGUAGAGAGAACCCUGUCGAAAAAACCACCGAAGAGCCCGCUGCGCCAGUCCGGAAGGCUUCUGAAGGUGCCGAGAGCGCCCAGAAUGCGUCUGCACGACAAGCCGCUGCCGUGACUGAAGGUCCUUCUGCCACUGAAGAGACGACCGAGACUGCUGAAACCACAGAGGCCCCCAAGGAAUCCAUCGAGGCCCCCAAAGAAUCAACCGAGAGUGCCGCAGACGAGUCUCGGCGCGCGGCGCUUCGAUCGCACCCCGUGACUGCCGACGAAUUGACUGAUAUGCAGACGCGGCGGAUGUCGUCCGUCGACGAGGAUCAAGCGCAAGCCAUGGCCCAGAAAGCACAGCAGAAUACGGCGGACCACGCCAGCGACAAGCCCUCAUCGCGACUGAAGUCCAGGCUCUCCAGAAUGCUCUCGGGGGGAUCCUCGGGAUCGGGACUGGACGAGUCAGUCAAGGGUUACAACGAGGACGCCCAGACCGAUGGCCAGAAAGGCACUCCCAGAUAUGCUCAUGCCGUACCUGACGAGAGAGAACUUCUCCGCGAGAGUGCCACCGACCAAGGCUUGCCCGCUCCUGCUGCUGGGAAGAAUAUGACCAAUGGCGCUGGACGGGAGUCGCGAUUCUCAGAGGAUUUGUAGUCAACCAUUCGCUCAUCUUGUUUCUUUUCUUUUCAUUUUUUCUCCUUUUUUUGCCCGUGGAUAUUGGGGAGGGUGUAUCUAUGGUUUUAGUUUUUCACUCUGUCUGAAUGGCAAUCAUGCCAGAGAGUAUUGAUGUUAUUGUUCUUGUCGUCGUUCUUAUCAUCAUUACUGUCUUCAUGAUAUUGUACAUUAGUAGUAAUACUGCCUAAUAGGAUGCAUGUUGUCUG